ACUGCCGCCCUGUGCCGCGGCCUGCGCACCGGCCCCCGGAGGCUACAGGAACUUGCGGCGAGCGCGAAGGAGGAGGAGAACCGGAGCGCGACCGACCUGAGCCCUUUAAUCCUGCAGAGGAACUCCAUGAGAUGGGAUGGAAAGACCUAUGAAGAGAUUCCAAUAGCUCACAUCAAAGCUACGUACAACAACACCCACAUCCAAGUGGUCAGCUUUGACAACAGGCCAUUUGCCCGUACAUCCUGUGGCACAGAAGGCUUCCAGAAUGCCAAGAAGGGAACUGCCAUUGCGGCACAGACUGCAGCCAUUGCAGCAGCCGUGAAAGCACGUGGGAAGGGUGUGUUGCAUGUACGAGUCAUGGUGAAAGGACUGGGACCAGGACGCAAAGCUGCCAUCAAAGGUUUGACUAUGGGAGGUCUGGAGGUCAUCUCCAUCACUGACAACACGCCGGUUCCACACAACGGCUGCCGCCCACGGAAAGCCAGGCGAAUGUGAGAGGAGAGUGGAAGACAUGAUGCAUUCAAUAUCAGCUCACAAAGGAGAGGCUGGGUUGAAUGUUGCUCCUGUGACAGGUUCUGGAGAGCCAUUCUCCCUGG
Molecule: messenger RNA, 596 nt
Organism: Tauraco erythrolophus (red-crested turaco)
Lineage: Eukaryota; Metazoa; Chordata; Aves; Musophagiformes; Musophagidae
Source: RefSeq, a predicted model, not a curated record